AUGUAUACUACCACUAGGAACAAGGAGUGGAAAGUUAUGGAUAUCGAGGAAAACAACACGGUACAAGACAUGACGAAAGAUAUAGAGGAAUGGGGGAAAGAGCAACACGCGCGAGUGAGAAUUCGAGAAGAACAGAGUCGUAUUUCUCCAGUCGUCGACACAUAUCUUGCGAGCAAUUCCCGUGCGGGUUGGGUUCAGAUGCAAUAUCUCAUCUUUCAAAAUUCUUCCCAAGGCAAGAAAGCCCUCAUUUUCGAUGCUCGAAGUAUCGCGGAGUUUUAUGACGCUACAAGCGAGGGCAAGGUGCCGAAAAGGACAUGA
This is a messenger RNA of Penicillium diatomitis, 318 nucleotides long. RefSeq lists its product as uncharacterized. NCBI's taxonomy places the organism in Eukaryota, Fungi, Ascomycota, Eurotiomycetes, Eurotiales, Aspergillaceae. The coding region runs from base 1 to 318 and encodes 105 amino acids. The transcript has 2 exons. The record is from RefSeq and is a predicted model, not a curated record.